AUGACUUUUAUUGAAUCAACGGAAGGAGAAUUGGAAGUUUGUCAACCAGAACAAGUCAAUUGUCAACAUUUUAAUGAAGAAAAUUGUCAUGAUUUUGAUAAUGUUGUCAUCCAAAAGAAGGUUUGGGUUAAGAAACAACCCUAUUUGAAGAGAAAGUCAAUUCGUGUUGAUUUGGCAUUGAAAGCUUCCGAAAAGAAAAGAGAAAAAAAGAUUUUCAAGAAUGAAAUUAAUGAAAAUGUUGAAAAAGUUCCUCAAAUUCAAGAACCAACAGUUACAAAAUGUGAAAGCUCUGAAAUGAAGCAAAUGGAGUUUAUUCAAGCUUUAUUAAGGGAGAAGAAACAAUUAGAAAGUGAACUAAUGAUGAUGAAAGGAAGAGUUGCUCAAUUGGAAGAAAUGUACUAUGAAUCAAGAAACUUUUACAAGGAGCAAUUGAAGAAGGCCUAUUCUAAAGGAGAAGAACAAGUAACCUGCAAGAAAUCUCACUCAACUGAGUGCAUUCCAAAGAAAAUCUUCCUAAAGAAGAGUGUAAACAAGAAGAAAACUGCCGAUUGUUUGGAAGAAUGUCCAAAAUGCCACAAACACUUUAAAAACAAGUAUAUGAAAUAUCAUGAUAGAGUUUGUGGAAACAUCAAGUUAAAGUACAUUCUUUCCGAGAGAGAUUUACUUCAAUUGGAAACUGCCAAGCUCAAUAUGCAAUCAGAGAAUCUCAAAUACGAAUUUGAUUGGAGAAAGAGAAGAGUUGAGUUUAAGAAACAGGUUGAACAAGCUAAAUUGAGAAAGAACUUUAUGAUUCUUUAUAAGAGAAAGUAA
Molecule: messenger RNA, 810 nt
Organism: Naegleria gruberi
Lineage: Eukaryota; Heterolobosea; Eutetramitea; Acrasida; Naegleriidae
Exons: 1
Coding region: 1-810 (269 amino acids)
Source: RefSeq, a predicted model, not a curated record